Carassius gibelio (silver crucian carp) is the source of this 4506-nucleotide messenger RNA. RefSeq names its product RAB11 family interacting protein 4 (class II) a (gene rab11fip4a). Gene Ontology annotation, biological process: regulation of DNA-templated transcription; endocytic recycling; regulation of cytokinesis. Gene Ontology annotation, cellular component: cleavage furrow; endocytic vesicle; recycling endosome membrane. Gene Ontology annotation, molecular function: DNA-binding transcription factor activity; calcium ion binding. The record is from RefSeq and is a predicted model, not a curated record. The transcript is spliced from 15 exons. Lineage: Eukaryota; Metazoa; Chordata; Actinopteri; Cypriniformes; Cyprinidae. The coding region runs from base 94 to 1959 and encodes 621 amino acids.
UCCAGCCGGACUGAAGCGAUGCUGCGAGGCUGAGAUGAUGGAGAGCUCGCUCGCAGCUGCCCAGGCUCUCUGAUACAGCGCCUCUUCACAAGGAUGGACGGCAGUGUCUUCCCCGACCAAGAGCAGCUGCUGGGUUUCCUGAAAAAGCUCAAAGAAGUGUUCGACGUGUGCGACGAGGACGCAGACGGAUAUAUUCGUGUUGAGCACUUCGUGGACCUCGGUCUACAGUUCGGCCAGGGAGAUGAAGUGGAGAAGUUGGCCAAGUACCUGGAUCCCAACGCUCAUGGCAGAAUUAACUUCAAAGAUUUCUGUCAUGGAGUGUUUGCAAUCAAAGGCUGUGAGGAGAUCCUGAAAUCAGCUCUUGGGACCCCCAACAUCAGUGCACAACCAUACCAGACGGACAAUGGCUACUACUAUCAGCACGGGGAGGGGCGUCUGGGACCCCCGAUCAUUGUGUGUACGCGGCCGUACCCAGAGUGCCAGCUCUAUUCUGAUGAGGACGCAAUGGGCGGACGGGACGUGCAGGAGGCAGACAUGGACAGUGCAGGAGACAGCGGGGCAGGGUCCGAAUCUUCUGAAGGAGGACGUCAUGAUGAGAAAGGAGGAGGACUGGGAGGACUCUUUCUGCGUGGAAACAACUGUGGUCAGAUGGUGUCGUCAGCAGCCGCUUCAGUGAUCUCUGUGGAGGAGCAGUUUGAGGACUAUGGAGAGGGAGAAGAUGUGGACUUCACUCCCAGCAGCCCCAUCCCUGAUGAUGACACACGCACCAAUGGUUUCUCUGACUUGGGCUCCUCUCUGCCCUCCAGUGCGGGUCAGACCCCUCAGAAGAUCAGGCACCUGUACAACAGCGAGCUUCUGGAUGUUUACUGCUCUCAGUGCUGCAAGAAAGUCAACCUGCUCAAUGACCUAGAGGCAAGACUCAAGAACCUCAAAGCUAACAGCCCAAACAGGAAAAUUUCCAGUACAGCCUUUGGUCGUCAGCUCUUCCACCACAGUAACUUCAGCAGCAGUCAGGGCAGCACAGAGGACCUGUUCAGAGACAGCAUCGACUCCUGUGACAUUGACAUCACCGAGAAGGUGAGUUAUUUGGAAAAGAAGAUAACAGAGCUUGAGAAUGACAGUCUGGCUAAUGGAGAUUUGAAGUCCAAACUUAAACAGGAAAACACACAACUAGUUCACAGGGUACAUGAGCUGGAGGAGCAGAUCAAAGAUCAGGAGACGCGUGCGGAGCAAGGUUUAGAGGAGGAGCUGAAGAGACACAGAGAAGCCUACAGUAAGAUGGAGAGAGACAAGAGUACUGAGAUUGAAAUGCUUAGCAACAGGGUCCAGCAGCUAGAAGAGGAGAACGCAGAGAUGAAAGUGAAUGUGUGCAGACUCAAGUCUCAAACUGAGAAACUGGACCAGGAGAAGCAGCGUAUGACAGAUAAACUGGAAGACACAAGCCUGCGUUUGAAGGAUGAGAUGGAUCUGUACAGGAAAAUGAUGGAUAAACUUUGGCAGAACAGACAUGAGUUUCAGAAGGAGCGAGAGGCCAUGCAGGAGCUGAUUGAGGACCUGCGGCGUGAACUGGAGCACCUGCAGCUCUUCAAACUGGAGACUGAGAAGCCCGGCCGUGGACGCAGCGCCGCAGGACUGUCCGAGUACAACGCCAAGACUCGAGAGAUCGAACUGGAGCAUGAAGUAAAGCGGCUUAAACAGGAAAACCAUAAACUCAGAGACCAGAACGAUGAUCUAAAUGGACAGAUUCUCAGCCUCAGUCUUUACGAGGCCAAAAACCUGUUCGCAUGUCACACCAAGGCCCAGUCACUGGCAGCAGAGAUCGACAAUGCCUCCAGAGAUGAGCUGGUUGAUGCUUUGAAAGAACAAGAGGAGAUCAACUUCCGUUUAAGGCAGUACAUGGACAAGAUCAUCCUGGCUAUCCUCGACCACAACCCCUCCAUUUUAGAGAUCAAGCAUUAGGCUCCUGAGAGCUGAUAGAGGACUCACACUCGGCAGAGAGCUCCCCCUUCAGGCCAGGGGUGUGAAAUGCACCGCCUCUGCCCCCUCACACCAAGUAUUUACAGAGCAAAAGAUCAUGUUUCUCGUGUGCUCCGUCUCACACAUGGGUCACGGUCUCCGUCACUAUUCAUGUCAUCACGCUGAGCGUUUAGGCUGUAGAACUGACAAAAACAUGUGCUGAAACUAGAAACUAGAGUAGAAGUGUACUUUUCACUCUCAGUUAUAUACACACUACCUCUGAGUAUGUACAACUCAGUGUUGUAUUCUACACAUGAACAAAACAAGUAGACUUAUAUUAAAUAUCACACCAUGUAGGAGAGCUUUACAUGCACCCUAUGGCAUGUGUGGGGUUUGUUAAUAUUAUUUAAGCAUUUAAUCAGCCCUCAAGAAUUUCUUUCAGUUUUAAUCAAUGGACUGGGCAACGGGAAGACAUACUGUAAUAAUCAGCAGAUAAGGGGACUUCUUUUGAAUGUUCUCUGCCAACAUACAUUGUGGUCUGCUGUUGAAACAAUAAUAAAAUAAUGCCAGUCCAUCCCAAGAUCCCAACACUGCUGUUAAUGGCUGAUGCUUUUAGUCUGGCUGAAAUGAUCUUACAGCUUCUAACUAACUAACUAACUAACUAAAGGGUCUGUGCUGACCAUCAGCUUCCUUUCUGUAGAGAAGCACAGGUGAACUAAGUGAGUACAGCCGACACAGUUAUACAAUAUAGUAUAUACGUAUAGAAAGACAACUCGAUUGAAAAUGUCAAAAAAGAAAGGUUUAUUUUUCUUAGAUGUUUGGAUGAAAUGGUCCGCUGAAGUUUAAGGAAGAGAUGGAUGUUAUAAAUGAUGAAUGAGAGGUAAAUGAUUAUGAUAUAAUUAUGUCUUCUUGUUGAACAAGAACUAUAAAAGUCCCCCAAAUGAUGGUCAUAAUACAGUCUGCUUUAAACAUUUAGAUCAGGGUCAGUGUCUGUACUAGAACAAUGCAUUGUCAGAAAUAAAAAAAACAUAUGCAAAUCCAUAUAUAAAAAGGUAUAUAUAUAUAUAUAUAUAUAUAUAUAUAUAUAUAUAUAUAUAUAUAUAUAUAUAUAUAUAACCGUUAAAAAGUUUGAGGUCAGUAAGAUUUAUUUUAAACAAAUGUAUUCAGCAUAGAUGCAUUAUAUUGAUCAAUAGUGACAGUAAAGACAUUUAUAAUGUUACAAGUGAGUUUGAUUUAAAUCUAUUCUGCUUUUUAAACCAUUAAUGAAGAAUCCUCCAAAUAUUAAGAAAUGUUACUUGAGAAGAAAAUCAGCAUAUUAGAAAGAUCUCUGAAGGAUCAUGUCACACUGAAGACUGGAAACUGUAUUGUUAAUCAAAAUAAAUGUAGCCUUGGUGAGAAAAAAAGACUUCUUUCAAAAAUGGUGAAUCUUACUGAUCUUAAACUUCAUUGUUUUUUUUUGGUCUUGGUCACUUGGACGAUAUUGUACAUCAGAGCCAUGGGUAAAGGAAGCUGCACAUUUAAUAAAAGUGCUUGAACUGUACAUCUCAUGAAUGUAUCGCCAUGCCACACUAUUCUGUAUUCCCAUAUUACCACUUUCCAGAUUUAGCUAGUCAACUACUAUGUGAAUCAGUGUUUUCAAUUCUUGUGUAGUUUGGGAAAGGAGCCAAUACUACUACAUGCUCGAUUGUCACAAACUAGUUUUGCUUUGUUGCACAAAUUAUACUGAAUCUGUUUCCUUGCAUGGUCUUAAUCUCUUUCUGUUUCUGCCCUUUAUUUGGAAUGUAACAGUUAAUGUUUCGGUUGUUUCAAUAACUAUUAAUCUGAUCGGUUCUAGAGGAACUUUUAUAUCUUUCUGUUCUCUUUGUGUUGUAGCAUUUUGCACUCAUUGUAAAUGUUGUACAGAAACUAGUUAAUAUUUGUAUUGAUGUACCACUCAUCAACCUUAAUGAAUAAAAGAAAGGCUGUCUUUUAUACAGUUUUAUGAGAAAUGACAAGCAACUAAGUAAUGUAUAAAUCAUUUGUAACUUCUGAAAUGACAUCACACCUUGCUCAUCAGUGCUGAUGUCACAGACAAGACUAGUUCUUCAUUAUCAAUCUAAAGAAAGGAAAUUUGAUUUCGAGCCGUUAGUUCUGAAGAAACGCAUAUAUCAAAACCUUAAUGUUUUAUAUAAUUUCUGUUUAACAUCUGGAUGACCAAACCCUGACCCAUUCACAGCAACAAUGUGAUUUUUGCACAUUUGAAGUGUUGUGCUGUGUCUGUGUCCACUGUUACAGGUAGACGUAACACAGUUUGACAUUUUUCUGUGGGUCAUGGUUUACAAAACAAAAUGUUUUUUGUUGUUUAUGCCUUUUUUGUUGUUAUAGACAAAGAUGGACCUUUCUUUUGUCCAGUGUGUGGGUAUGUAACUAGAUUACUAUUACUCAUUUAUAUUUACACGAGUAGAAAAGGACAAAUAAAAAAGCUUUCAGAAAAUUCAAUAAUAGUUUAAAAGCCUCAAGAGUUUGAAAUGUACAAUAAAUGACUUGUUUUGGCAUGGUUUAAAAUGACAA